Molecule: messenger RNA, 5261 nt
Organism: Culex quinquefasciatus (southern house mosquito)
Lineage: Eukaryota; Metazoa; Arthropoda; Insecta; Diptera; Culicidae
Gene: 2mit
Molecular function (GO): protein binding
Source: RefSeq, a predicted model, not a curated record
GCGGAUCAUACACCGUUUCUUUCCAUUCCGGAAACUGAGCGACAUCGUUCUCAAGCGCUUCGAGUUCCUUCAUUGGUUCUCCGACAAAUUUGUCGUACUGCUUGAUCCACAGCUGCAGUUGGACGAGAAAUCUUCCAAGAAAAGAUCCAAAAUCCACCGCGUCAACGGAACAAAAGAAGCCGGCCAAGCCGCCCAGGAAGCCAAGAGAGCGAAGGUAUCUUGCACCGGAAAAUGGCUUCAUUAAGGUCCCCAAUCCCCGGCAGACGAAUCGUGCUCAAGGCCUUGCCGAGGCAACCGUAGCUCGUGGGCCUCAUUGCGAGUUCCUUGGAAAUUCGUUGCCGUUGGAAGAGCAUUAGACGAAGAAAAGCUCGAAGGAGCAGCGGCAGCAUAGAAUACCUUCGGCGCUGCCUACAAAAAGUGACAUCAAAGUGAGAUCUAUAAAUAACCAGCAGCAGCAUCAACAUCAGAACAUCCUGGCCACAGUGUUAUUUUUGUGGUUCCAGCCCAGAGUCUCGAGCAAGGAAAAGUCACAAUCAUAACGUCUUGAGGAAUUCGUGCCAAACUUUGGUAUGCGUGAACGCUUGAAAAAUCAUCUUCAAAAGUAUCCCAUGCGACAGGGGCGUAAUUUGCGGCACAACACAAGCACACAAGCCCUUCCCACAUGCUUCAAGUGUCCACGUGGCCAUAACGAAGUAUAUUGCAGUAGUUUUAUCGUCCCAUCAGCCCCUGUACCAGCAGCAGCGGUACCAGAGGCCACUUUAGUGCCAAUUGCGGGCCGAAGCUGCUCAUUUUAGUGUGAUAAGAGUAAUAACAAUAACUAUAAUAAUAAUAAUCACUUUUGUUUAAAACAAUGAACAAGAGUCGAAAGUCGUGUCCGUCGUCGGCAGCAUCCGCCCGUCGCCAGUUGAUGAAACAUGUAAUCAUAAAUGUGUCAUGUUUGUUAAUUAUAUGCACAGCUGCCAACGGUGUCACCGCAACGCCUACAGCCACCACAACGGAAACGAGAGUGGUGGCAGAUGGCCAUGGGAAGUGUGAUGACAACAGUGCCAAAGUUCAAUCGAUUCUUGGCGCCGGAAACAGACCAGACAAUAAGCAGCACCAGCCACCACCCUUUGUACAUAGAAAUUUGAUGCUCGAGCGAGGAUUUCAUGAGAAUAGCCACGAUAAAACUUUAUCUCCCGUAAAGUCUGAUUACAAUGUUAAGGAUUUCCAGAGCAAACGUGAGUCUCGGUUCAGCACGAUCCGGUGGAAACGGAGUUCUGCUGGAAACAUUAGUACAAAUAGCAAUUUUAAUAUUCUAAACUUGUCCAACAAAAACCUAAGUAAUGCGAAUCACUUAGCAGCGGAGUUGGCCAACUACAGCCUUAGGCGGAGUAAUUACGAGAUUAGCCACUACUACAAUCUCAGUGACAUCAGUGCACUGGACCUGUCGAGGAACAAUCUGUCGGAGGGUCUGCCGGACCAGCUGCAGACAAAGUUUUCCAUACUUUUGUGGUUGGACAUGUCGGAGAAUAAGCUCACCACAACAGAAUGGCUGCGGAACAUACCCACUCUCAAGUACUUGAAUUUGUCGUGCAAUCAUUUAACGACCUUCUCCAGCACCCAUCUGGCCCAACUGACUCGGCUUGACCUGUCGAGCAAUGCCAUCGCUAAUAGUUCGGCCCUCACCCCACUGGCACUCCGUAAUCUGACCGACCUGGACCUGAGUUGCAACCAGCUGGAGACGAUAGACAAAGGUCUCUUCUUUCACACCCGCGCGCUCCAACGGUUGGACAUUUCCGGCAACGCAAUCAAGCGGCUGAAUCGUUCCAUUUUCUACAAUCUUAUCAACCUCGAGCAUCUGAACCUCGCCGGAAAUAGGAUCGACGUUAUUGAAAAUGACACGUUCUCCUAUCUGCUGAAUCUGCAAUUGGACCUGUCGCAGAACGAAAUCGGUCACUCCAUCCGGGCGCUGCAGGGCAUUCCGGCACUGAUUGGACUAUCGUUGGCACACAACGCCCGGCUCGGCACCGUUAUGCACGAGUUUGUGGCAUCCUGGAGUCUAAAAGAGCUGGACGCCAGUGGAACCGGGCUGUGCCGCAUCCCGACGGCACUGGCCCAGUCAGUGAAAUCGCUGAAGCUGGCCAACAAUUUGCUAAAUGUAAUUCGAAGCGGCGAUCUGGACAGCUACCCCCUGCUCCAGCAGCUCAUUCUUUCAGACAAUCUGAUUUCGGACAUCGAGGACGAUGCGCUCGGCCGGCUAGAACUGCUCUCGACCCUCUUCCUUGACCGUAACCAGCUGGUGCGCGUCCCGGUCAGUCUCCCCUCCAAUCUGAACCAUCUCCACCUGCAGAACAACGCGAUCUACGAGUUGCAGCCGGGAGUGUUCAGGAAUCUGAAGAAUCUAAGGACGCUCAAUUUAGCGGGAAAUAGAAUCGCUUACUUGCCGGAACUGCCCCUGCCCGGGCUUGUUCUGCUAAACGUUCAACGCAAUGACCUGAAAGGGUUAAGCCAAUCGGUGGUGAAAACGUCGCCCAAUUUGAGCGAGUUUUUGCUGGAAAAUAAUCCGGUCCGGUGUGCCGAUUUGCUCGGAAUCGCUGAGUGGGCCAAACCGUGCCGGGACGAGAUGCUGUUUGAGGACAGCAAAGAUAGUGACGGCGAUGACAGCGGAGAUGAGUUUGAAAUUUUCGGUAGAUUUACGACCGGCGGUCGUCGGAGCAGGUGUACCCGGGAAUCGGGCAGGACUCCGGCAAAAAUGGCGACGAAAAUUGCGCUGCUCAAAUCACAGUGCCGGAAUGAAAAUUUAAUUAACCCGAACGCACCAAAUCGCCUUAAAAGCGAUCAAACAACCGUGAAGCAUCCAUUAGAGGGCGAUAAAAUCGACCCAACCGCGGCCGCGGCCCCUGCUCCGAAAAUUGGCAUGAUGAAUGAUAAGCCGCGGAGUAGAGAGGGCGCUAAGAACGGUUUAUUAAAGAAUUUUACGAUGAUUACCGAUGGUGCUGCCGCGGUGGCUAACGACCGAAACAAAGUAAACGUCAACGGGACGAAGAAGGCGGUGAAUUUGGAUGUAAAUUUGAGCGCGAAAAGUUUUGGGAACGCUACAACAGGAGAAGGGAUGCCAGUACUGCAGCGCAAUUUUCAUAAUAACACGAUUAGCGAUGCGAAUCGAGAUAAAGCGGUGAACGGAGCGAAGAAAGUCACCAUUUCGACACCGAAGAAGAAAGUUCCGCAAAAGAAGAAGAUUCCACUCAAGACCGCCACUCCGGCAGCGGACCCUAAUCCGAUGGCAAACAAUGAUAAAUUAGGGAAUAGUUCAAGUGUAAACAAAGUCGUCAAUUUAACAGCAAUAACGGCGAUUGUUAACGUAACUGGAAACGAACGUGACGAAGCGAGUGAUAAGAGUGAUACGGAGGAGAAAAAAGCCAACAGAAAUAGCUUAAUUCAAACUGAUUCGAUGGCACGGACGAGUCCCGCCAGCUUGGAGCAACCGGCAACGGCAAGGACGAGUGACAAAUUGGUAGAAAUAACAGUGACGACGACGACGGUGCUGCCAUCCUCCUCGACGUUGACCUCGAAGUUGAUGCUGGAAAAAUACGACCAGACCUCGACGACGACGAUGGGGACACAAACGACAACAAACGAGUCCGGGCGUCACUCCUCCUUCAUCAGCAAUAAAAACAACUCUGUCGGUGACGACAACGACCACGUUGAGCAAACAGACACCGCCGAAGGCAAUUUGGAACGGAACAUCCCACCCAGUACAACGCCACUGCCGCCAGUGUCUACGAGCACAACCCGCAGAAAGGUCCCGCGAAAGAGUUACAAUGUAACGGGCAAGACCCGCAAAAAUGUAAAUCAUAUGAAGAUGAAAUUAAAAUUUAACCGCGAUCAACUGCACGACGACGAGUUCCGGGAUGAUUUUGACAUUGACAGCAUGGGUCCACUCGGCGGGUAUGACCACGGAGGAACGUCCCACGGCAGAAAGGGCGCUAGUAAAUUCUCCAUCUACGACAGCAUCUAUCUGGCAUCACUGAAAAAUGCCAACUUCAAGCCAUUCCAUCAUGCCGUGCACGUACUAAACUCGUCCCGGACGGCGACUCCUUCCGCUGAAGCUAGUAACACCGAUCCACUACGUAUUCCGGCCACGUCCGUGGAAACGUCGUCAAAAAUUCUACCACAAGAAUGGAAUGAUGUACGGCCGGUGUCAAGUGGUGGCUCUCAUUACGGACUAUUCAUUGUGGUCGGGGCCACCCUCGGUAUGCUAAUCUCGUUCGGAUUGUUCCAUCUCUAUUAUUGUCGUGUACGGGGCCGAGGCCGGGGUCAACAUCUGCACGGACAUCACCCCCAUUACCGGCCAGCCCACGCCAGUGGAAUGGGAUCAUGCAGCAGCAAUCAUAAUUCUACUCAUCAUCGCUAUUCAUACGCAUUCGAACAGGAUGACAGUGACGAACGGCUAACCUACACGAUAUCGACCUCGGUGCUGGACACUCCGGACGAUGCAGGCUCUACGGUCCAUCACCAGCAGCAGCAAGACGUCCUCCAUAUGGACGUCCUAAAUCCACUCAAAUCAAAACCAUUGUUGGGGAAUUUAAGCAGUGGUAGCAGCAGUCGGAGUAGUAGCACCGGCGGCAGUGCUGCCAGUAGCUGCUUCGACGGCCACAGUCCGACGGCAUCCGGUGGAGGUGGUGAGCUGCGGCUUAGUCCGCGGUCGACGAAUCCAAAUGACAACAGCAGCAGAAAUCAUCCCAAUACUUCCAAUAAACAUAAUGACCUAGCGCGAGUAUCGCACCGGGACGGUACCAUCGAUAGGUGGUGACGGCGAUGACAAAGACGGCGACAGCUUCAUUAUUCUACAAUUAACGAUGCGUCGUACAGUGUGUUUGAGUGAGAGGGUUCAGAUUUUUCAUUAACUCCCCUAGCACUGUAUGUGGAUUGGAUUCUAACCCCAUCCGAGGAUCAAUCAGAAGCGGGAGGGAGAGUAAAAAAGGGAAAUUUAUUUCAAUCAAACAAAUGCUUCCGAUUCGUUUUCACCACAAUACCGCUCUUGAAAGGAAGUGAGGUUUUGACUGGAUCCGAUUCCAUUAUUUUUGAAGGAGGGAAGAGUAUAUUUCGAGCACAAAACAUAUUAAAUCUAAACUUCUGGUCGUUUUAAGUUUUCUUACAGGACAAACAGACAAGCCCUUUAUUAAAAAAAUCACAAAUCUGGAGUUUUUAUUUUGAAAAGGUCCAAUAAACCAAAUUUUCAGUUUUUGCUUUUUGGGUGUUUUUUUAAAUACCCCUGA